AUGGGAAACCACAGCAAUAAUCAUACCUGUUUGACAGAUGAUUCCUUUAAAUACAACCUGUAUGGGGCCGUAUACAGCGUGGUAUUCAUCCUUGGCUUGAUCACAAACUGUGCCUCUUUGUUUGUUUUCUGCUGUCGAAUGAAAAUGCGAAGCGAGACAACUAUUUUCAUGACAAACCUUGCCGUCUCUGACUUGCUCUUUGUAUUCACUUUGCCUUUUAAAAUAUUUUAUAAUUUCAACAGGCACUGGCCUUUUGGGGACACUCUGUGCAAGAUUUCAGGGACUGCAUUUCUCACCAACAUAUAUGGCAGUAUGCUGUUCCUCACCUGCAUUAGUGUCAACCGUUUCCUGGCUAUUGUCUACCCAUUCAGAUCUCGUACCAUUCGGACAAGGAGAAAUUCAGCCAUUGUGUGUGCAGGAGUCUGGAUACUAGUCCUCAGUGGAGGAAUUUUAGCUUCAUUGUUCUCCACAACCAACGUCUCUAGCACUAGCACAACCUGCUUUGAGGGUUUUUCCAAAAUUGUUUGGAAGACCUAUUUGUCUAAGAUCACUAUAUUUAUUGAAGUGGUAGGAUUCAUAAUUCCUUUGCUAAUCAACCUCACAUGCUCUUCACUGGUUCUGAGGACUCUCCGGAAACCUGCUACAUUAUCUCAGAUUGGGACAAACAAAGAGAAAGUACUAAAGAUGAUUAUUGUGCAUGUGGCCAUUUUUGUAGUAUGCUUUGUGCCCUACAAUUCCAUACUUUUCUUAUAUGCUCUUGUGCGAUCUCAAGCCAUAGCAAACUGCUCUUUGGAGAGAUUUGCUAGGACAAUGUACCCAAUCACAUUAUGCAUUGCAACAAUGAAUUGCUGCUUUGACCCCUUCAUUUACUACUUCACAUCAGAAUCUUUUCAAAAGUCUUUCAAUAUACACCCCCAAAUACAAAUGGACUCCAUUUCCAAGACUGAAACACCUCUAACAAUGAAGACUGCACUGCCUGCAAUACAGGAGGAAGUGAAUGACCAGGCUAUUACAAAUGGAGGUGAUCCAACUGCUGAAUCACAUUUCUAA
Molecule: messenger RNA, 1050 nt
Organism: Emys orbicularis (European pond turtle)
Lineage: Eukaryota; Metazoa; Chordata; Testudines; Emydidae
Gene: LPAR4
Product: lysophosphatidic acid receptor 4
Exons: 1
Coding region: 1-1050 (349 amino acids)
Biological process (GO): phospholipase C-activating G protein-coupled receptor signaling pathway; positive regulation of Rho protein signal transduction
Cellular component (GO): plasma membrane
Molecular function (GO): lysophosphatidic acid receptor activity
Source: RefSeq, a predicted model, not a curated record